AUGAUUGCACGGAAACUUUCCAGAGCAGCCUGGUGCGGGAGGAUCCCAGCAGCAGCAGAGUCGGAGGCGGUAAAGAAGCCCCUACUUGAUUCCAAAGAUACUCUGCGCUUCCAAACGCGCCAGGUGGACACACAUGCGAAUGUACGUUUUGUGAAGACGACGCCUCGCCCCUACCCAGCGCUCCUCAGGCCGGCAAAAAUACAGGUAUUGCCGAAAGUAGCCCUCGGUAAAGCCGGCAGGCGCACCGGGGGGCAGGCGGCGGGUAGGCAGGAGCCGCCCGGAGCCCCCCAGCCCCGGAGCCCCCCCCGGCGCGCCGUCCCCUGCCUGCCCCGGCCGCGGGACGGAUUUAAUGAAGUCUGGAAAUCCUUUCCUAUCCCUCCUGGAGAAUACUUCCCCAUCCCAAUCCAAUCCAAGCUUCCUCAGGGGAUCAGGAAGAGUAAUGAACUUUUCCACCUUACCUCCCCACGCAGACUUGAAGACACUCCUUUAGACACGCUCACGACUCCCUUAACCACCAGCGAUUUCUGUCCAUCCUCCUACACCGGGAGAAAUACUGAGCCCUACCAUCAGCCAUGCGAGCGGCUGUAUCUGCAAGGGUUAAACUAUGUAGCAGGCACAGCGCCUGAUGAAAACAUUAAUAAAAUGCGAUGA
Messenger RNA from Tyto alba (common barn owl), 651 nucleotides. RefSeq lists its product as uncharacterized. Lineage: Eukaryota; Metazoa; Chordata; Aves; Strigiformes; Tytonidae. Bases 1 to 651 code for a protein of 216 amino acids. The record is from RefSeq and is a predicted model, not a curated record. The transcript is spliced from 2 exons.